UAUAAAGCACGUGACUGCUUGAGGCCGGUGGCUUUGUAGGAAACUAACUUGUGAAAUGGGCGUUAUGACCGUUUGUACGGUUUAGGAAUUGGUUGAGCGGGUCCAGAACGUGGUGUAGGGAAUGAAGUGAACUAGUUACAUACUGCAGCGUGUUGUCACUUUGUCAGUAUUUGGUGUCGUUUUUGCUGAGAAAUGGAGGACUACUCCGCUUCAGACUCGGAGCCCGAUGAGCACCACCAGCAUCCUCUCCUGCACAGCGGCGCCAGCAAUGACCGAGACAAAGUCGAGAAAGCACCCGCAUGUUGCUCUUCACGGUACAGCCUGGCCUUUCUCUCAUGCUUCGGCUUCAUCGUGGUGUACGCGCUGCGUGUCAACCUCAGCGUGGCCAUGGUGGACAUGCUGGACACCAAGACAGAUGACAACAGCAGCUCCUCUGUGUGCCCUGAACAUAAGGGGCACUCGGCGCUGAUACACAACCAUACGGGCAAGGUGUAUGACUGGGACUCAGAGACACAGGGCUGGAUCCUGGGCUCCUUCUUCUAUGGCUACAUUGUGACACAAAUACCUGGUGGGUACCUAGCCCGCAAGCACGGGGCAAAGUGGCUGCUGGGCCUGGGCAUCCUGGGUACCGUCAUCUUCACCAUGCUCACCCCGCUGGCGGCCAGCCUAGGUGCCGGGUACCUCAUCGCUGUGAGGGUGCUGGAGGGACUCGGAGAGGGGGUCACGUUUCCUGCAAUGCAUGCAAUGUGGGCAUCUUGGGCCCCACCGCUGGAAAGGAGCCGACUGCUCACCAUUUCUUAUACAGGAAGCAGUCUCGGCACAGUGUUGUCCCUUCCUUUAUCUGGUCUAAUUUGCUAUUAUCUGGACUGGACAUAUGUGUUUUAUAUAUUUGGUGCUGUUGGACUACUGUGGUUCUUCCUGUGGACAUUCUUUGUGAGCAACACCCCAGACUCGCACAAGACGAUCUCGGAAAAGGAGAGGCGCUACAUUAACUCCUCCCUGAAGAGUGAGGUCUCUACCUUUGCGAAGGACAUUCCCUGGUGCUCCAUGUUCACCUCCUUGCCUGUGUGGGCCAUUGUUGUUGCACAUUUCUCCUACAACUGGACCUUCUACACCCUGCUGACACUGUUGCCCACUUACAUGAGGACCAUCCUGGGCUUCAGCAUCCAACAGAAUGGGAUGCUGUCAGCGCUGCCGUACCUGGGCAGCUGGUUCCUGGCUCUGCUGGGAGGACAGCUGGCGGACUGCCUGCGGGAGAGGGGGCUAUUCUCCACUGUGGUUGUGCGCAAGACCUUCAGCGUGAUAGGGAUGGUUGGACCUGCUGUGUUCCUGGUAUCAGCAGGCUACACAGGAUGCAAUUAUGUCAUGGCGGUGGCUUUCCUAACGGUGUCCUCUGCUCUGGGAGGCUUCUGCAGCUCUGGCUUCAGCAUCAACCACCUUGACAUUGCUCCUUCGUAUGCAGGGAUUUUACUGGGAAUUUCAAACACCUUUGCGACCAUACCGGGUAUGGUGGGUCCAGUCAUAGCCAGGGCACUGACGUCAUCUAAUACGAUUGAAGAGUGGCAGACCGUGUUCUACAUCUCUGCAGCAAUCAACAUAUUGGGGGCCAUCUUUUUCACCAUAUUCGGGAAAGGUGCCGUCCAGCCGUGGGCAGUUCCUGGCUACGAGUCUCACAUACAGUGAGACUAGUCAUCAUGCUAGAAUCGGAGACCGAAAGUGCUGUGAACUCAUUUUUCUUCAGGUUGGCCAAAGUGACUAUAUAGUUUUACCACUGUAUAUUAACAUUCUUUCACCUUUGAACUUGUUAAAGCUGUUUGCCUAUUAUGAAUACAUUUUUCUUUCUUUUCCAUCACUAUCUGGGUUUGCUCUUUAUGCUCUCUUCAGGGGGUGAGGCAAGGAGCUUUUAAGAUGCCUUUAUCAGCUUGGGGGGGGAUUUUUUGUUUAAUUUAAUCAAAACUGACAUAGUAAAAUAUACCAUGUUGCAUUAUUUGUAAUGCCUCUACUAUGAAUAAUUGCAGUUAUAAAUCCUUAUUACUUCAGCCAUGUGUAGCCCUACUGAUGCAUGUUUACUGUGGAUAUUACCAGGUACAGCUGUUUGAGCUGUCUCUACAUUUGGUUUUUGCCACAGGCAGCAAGCUGAAUGUAGUCUUUGGUGAAAAAAAUUUUACGUAUAAAAAGGGAAAAAUUGUGUGUCAAUGACUUUUGAUACUCCAAUGCAUAUAGAAUGUUGUAAGUAAAUAAAACUUAAGAUGAUCA
Scleropages formosus (Asian bonytongue) is the source of this 2256-nucleotide messenger RNA. Its product is annotated as sialin. Gene Ontology annotation, biological process: monoatomic anion transport; transmembrane transport. Bases 193 to 1683 code for a protein of 496 amino acids. Gene Ontology annotation, cellular component: apical plasma membrane. Gene Ontology annotation, molecular function: transmembrane transporter activity. The transcript has 11 exons. The record is from RefSeq and is a predicted model, not a curated record. NCBI's taxonomy places the organism in Eukaryota, Metazoa, Chordata, Actinopteri, Osteoglossiformes, Osteoglossidae.